Molecule: messenger RNA, 495 nt
Organism: Parascedosporium putredinis
Lineage: Eukaryota; Fungi; Ascomycota; Sordariomycetes; Microascales; Microascaceae
Source: the annotation of a GenBank genome assembly
AUGUCGCAUCAGUGCUUGCAACCCACCCCCGGGUCUUCUCUAGUGUACCGAGAUAGCAGGAUCUCAAACGCCUCACUCCUUCCCUUCCAACCCCAUUCCAACGCCCCGUGUGUGGUGUUCUCGCUCACCCUUGACCCAAGCCCCCCUCCCAACCUCAACCUCGCCCACUCCCUCCCACUCGUAACCCACAGUCCCGCCGAGACAAUGUCUUCGACCACCCAACCAAGCUUCACAGCCACCUACUCUUCGCCCACCAGCGAGCCCUUCACCGCCUCCCACUCCGUUUCCGCCGAGAUUCACCCGGAGCACCCGGGCUCCUAUCUCGCCGCCCUCCGUGCCGCCGCCGCGUCCGCCCAGGAUGACAUCAAUAGGGAGCUCACCCGCCGUAUGGACGAGGACAAGGCCCGUGAGGCUGGAGCGGCGGCCGGGGCUUCUACUGACGAGGCCAAAGAGGAGGAAAACUAUGGCGAAGAGGUCGUAGAAGAGGACGAGUGA